CGUAAAAGAAAACUGUAAUAAGAGCUUCUUCUUUCUUUUAUCUUUCGCUCACACAGACAGCGAGAGAUUCUUCUUCUACUCUACAGCGAACGAAAAGCGUAUUCCUUGUGAGCAGCUCUCUCCUCUCCGAGUUUUUAAGUUUCCUGCGACGCGACGCGACGGCCAGAGCUACACCUGCAUCGGAAUUGAAGAGAUCGAAAGUGGGAGGGAGGAGAGACGGAGAGGGAUGACAUCAGAUGGCGCGACGUCGACGUCAGCUCCUCGGCGGAAGCCGUCGUGGAGGGAGAGGGAGAACAAUAGGAGGAGGGAGAGGAGGAGGAGAGCUAUAGCUGCCAAGAUAUACGCCGGGCUCAGGGCACAGGGGAAUUACAAUUUGCCCAAACACUGCGACAAUAAUGAAGUCCUCAAGGCUCUCUGCACGGAGGCUGGUUGGAUCGUUGAAGAAGAUGGGAACACCUAUCGGAAGGGAUGCAAGCCACCUCCAAGUGAUAUGGCAGGAACUUCCACCAGUGUUAACCUAUUCUCUUCCCAAAAUCCAAGUCCGCUAUCUUCAGCUUUCCCCAGCCCAAUUCCAUCCUAUCAAGUCAGUCCUUCCUCCUCUUCCUUCCCUAGCCCGUCAAGGCUUGAUGCCAACAACCCAUCUAGCCUCUUCCCGUUGCUUCGUAAUGCCAUUCCCGCAUCUCUACCUCCUCUCAGAAUUUCAAACAGUGCUCCUGUAACACCACCGCUGUCUUCCCCAACCUCAAGAAAUCCAAAGCCAAUACCCAAUUGGGAGUCCAUCGCCAAAGAAUCCAUGGCAACCUUCAAUUACCCACUCUAUGCUGUGUCUGCCCCUGCUAGCCCAACUCACCGCCAAUUCCAUGCCCCUGCAACUAUACCUGAGUGUGAUGAGUCUGAUACUUCCACUGUUGAAUCUGGCCAAUGGAUAAGCUUUCAAAAGUUUGCGACGUCUUCAUCUGCAGUUCCAACGUCUCCAACAUUUAAUCUUGUGAAACGAGUGGCUCCAGUAGUUUCACCUAAUGAUGCAAUGAAAGAGAAUGGACGAAGUGCAGAGUUUCAGUUUGAAAAUAUGCAGGUAAAGCCAUGGGAAGGAGAGAGGAUUCAUGAGGUGGGAAUGGAUGAUCUAGAGCUCACACUUGGAAGUGGGAAGGCUCGGUGUUAAGCUUUGGAGGCUUCAGCAAAUACCAUGUAAGUGCGAGAAAAAGCUGUUUUGCUUGUUUGUGGCUCUCGUAGCCACAUAUUGAGGAGGGUUUUCGGUCUGUAGUUUCAUCCAUCCACUGGUAAUUGGACGUCUCAAACAAAUCCGGGAGGAGUUACAUUUUUAAGUGCAAUGCUUUUUCUUCUUGGAAAAUUUCCCUUUUUUAGUAAUUUUAGAGCACAUUGCCUCCUUAAAUUGUUGAGUUAAUGGGAUGUGCUUUUACAAGCAUUACAUGUAGAUACAGUGGAAUGCUUCUUGUGGUAAGAGGUGUUUUAUCUUCUCUGUAGGCUUUAGUUAAAACCUCACAAAAUUAAAUUAUUUGCAGUUGUUUGUAUCAUUCAUGGAUGUAUCUUGUCAGAAAGCAAAAUCUUCUCUUCUGUCUCAGCAUUAAGUUUUCGUUGAA
Rubroshorea leprosula is the source of this 1601-nucleotide messenger RNA. The record is from the annotation of a GenBank genome assembly. Lineage: Eukaryota; Viridiplantae; Streptophyta; Magnoliopsida; Malvales; Dipterocarpaceae.